Messenger RNA from Linum trigynum, 3935 nucleotides. NCBI's taxonomy places the organism in Eukaryota, Viridiplantae, Streptophyta, Magnoliopsida, Malpighiales, Linaceae. The record is from the annotation of a GenBank genome assembly.
AUACCGAAAAAAAUUGAAAUUCAAUCCCAAUCCCACAAAAUAAUACGUGUAUUCGGUUAUACCAAAUAUAGACAAAUUCGGUACGGUAUUCGGUAUAUCCCAAAUACUGGUAUCAAACUUCCAGCCCUAAUUGGGGAUAUGAAGAGGCUUCCCCAUAUCAAGAAGAUUUUCCUCCACAAUCCGAGGAGAAAUCCAAGUUGGAGUUGGCCAUGAAAGCCUUCAUGGGACAAUCAUCAAGACCAUGUGCCACUCCACAACCGAAGCCAAAGAGAAACUGGGAGCUAAUGGUGGAGAAAUUUUCCCGGGGUACCGACGAGGGAUGCUCCAAUUUGGACCUUCCCAUCGCCGACCCUAUCGACUCAACCUUUCUUCGGGAGGCGGAGGAGCUCCGUCGAUGCACGAAGGGGCAAGGAGAGCUUAUUGAGCAAGCAUGUGCACAACUUGCUCCCAAUCGCCUUCUGCCAUUUGAAGAAGAGAAAUAGGAGGUCGAAGAGGCAAGCCAUGAGACCCUUGGAAGAAUGAGCUCUUACAUGGAUUUCCAUCCCCUCCCUCCUCCCGGAUUGACACUAGAAAAGAAAGUGGCACGAGCUUGUGAAAGCUAUCGCCUCUCAUUAUUGGAGGAGAAAGAGGAGGUUGAAGGGGCGCUCCAUGAUAACCAUGUGGAGCUAGAGAAACACACCCCGGAGAGCUCUCAUGGCGAGGAUGAAUGAGAAGGUUGCAUGCAUUGACGACUCCCAUCAUCUACCCCUUCCCCAAAGCAACUUUGAAGACCAAGACACGAGUGUGGAGGAGCAAUAGAAUCCCUUCUAUGACCUUGCAUGGCAUCUUGCCCUCAAAUUUGUUAUUGGAGACAUGAAUAGGAAGGAGAAAGAAGAGGUUGAAGAGGAGAAGUGAGCAUCAAAGAAGGGGGGUACCUUGAUCCUUCCCAACGUGAGGAAAUUGAAGAAGAAGGAAGGGAGGUUGAGGAAGAAGGAGAAGAAGCAAAUGGUGUCCAAGAUGAGGAUGAGGUCGAGGUGGAUGAAGCAUCCACAAGUUACAAGUGCUACCAAUGUUUUCCACCCAACCUCGGUGCGCUUUUGUAGAAGGACCCAUUUGCGGCUAUUUGCCAAUCCAAGGCCAAACCAUCGGCAAUCCCUCUUGGUGGAUGUGAUGGUGUUAAAUCGAUGAUGCACUACAUGGUAUGGGGAAAAUAGAAAGGAGAAGAAGAAGUCUCGUGGGUGGAGCCUCAAAGCCGAUCAAGUUAAGGAGCCCUCAAUCAUGGACUCGUCCAAUGCCUGUGACUUGAGAUUUCAUCUCACCGACGAGAACCUCAACUUCAAGGAGGUUCUUGGAUGGACCGAAACUUGAAGAGCAACCGUCCGGCUCACGAUGUUAAAGAAGCUGUUGUUGGGAGGCAACCCAACCUCCAUCGGUUUGUUUCACUUUGGCUUCAAUAAAGUUGACCCUUUGUUUUGCCGCCUCCUUGCUCUUCCAGAUCUCACCCGCCCUCCGUUUCCGACCACCAACAUUCACCACUAUCCGGUAACAUCGUUUUACCUCCUUCUUUUACGUUAUUGAGGGCAAUGUCGAGCUUAAGUGAGGGGAUAGUCCAUUAUGCAUGUGUGUGUGAAUGUUUGGUGUGAUUUUAAAUGCAUGGAGCCUAGUUGUAUACCCAAAUUUAUAAAAUUUGAGGGCUCAAACUAUAACAAAUUCUACAUUUGCAUGAUCAUAGUGGCACCUAAUGGCGAUUUGUUUUGAAUCUCGUGGUUAUUAGCAUUCUCUACCGAUGAUUUACUUGUGAUUAUGUGCAACCUAUGAUGAUGAUUGAGACGUGUAUUAGGUUUGUGCAUAGGUUCAUUUCUCUUGUGUUUGUGAAACGAUAGAUGUUUUUAAUCGACUACUUGCUUGUUACAGUUGCCUAUGCAUCGAGUUUAGGGAAUUAGAACGAAUGAUUGAGCACCUAGGUAGCCAUGUGCGACUUGUGCCGUUCGUUUCAUUCUUGUGCGAUAGAUUCCCCUUUACAUGAUGUGUAGCAUUCACGUUGUUGCUAGCGAGGAAGAUGGAGGCAUAGGUUUAGCCCACGACCCAAAAGUUGACCGACCCGAUCACAUCAUCCCUUAGUCAACCCCUUUGAGUCGUGUGUCUAAGGGUCAUUCUUGCGUUAGGUAGCUCACGCUACUUGAGCUUGAUUGAUUUAGAUAGAGAGACCUACUUUCUUUGUGUCUACACCUUAUCGAGUCACCCUUGUGUUUGGAAGCUCCAUUCAUACCAUUUGAGCUUAAACGAGGUUCCACACGACUGGUUUGUGUAUGGUUUCGCUAAGAAGUGAAGUGAGUAUGGAGGUAGUUCGUAGAAGUGAUCAUUAUUCCUUAAGUUAAAAAAAAUGUGGCAUGUUUAUAGCUCUCUAUAGCCCCCAAAGAAAAGAGAAAAGAAAAGCAAAAAAAAAAAAAAGAGGAGAGAUCAAUAAGAUGGCAAAGAAGAAAAGAGAGUGGCCACAAAAAAUAUAAUAAUUGUUGAACGUGCUCUUAGAAGUGUUUCUUGGCAUACAAGCUAUAGAAACACAUACAUGUUGUUGACUUCUACACUCUUGUGCUUAAAAUUGAAUAGCAAAUGUAGAAAGAAAGAUAGUUGUGAAUGGGUUGGUAAUUGGUUGUGUUUUGGAAGUUUGGGAAGUGUGGUUUUUGGCCGUUGUUAGUGGUCAUUGUUUUUUGACGAAGGUUCUGGAUCGAAGCUAAUGAACCUUGUACUUUGGUUCUAGGUUGAAGUUGUGGAACCUCAUGAAAUACGUGCCACCACCAAAAUAUCAUUUUCCCCAUGUCCGAGACCCUAGCCAAUCAUUUGAACCGGUGCCUAAGACCUCAAACAAGCUAGCAACGACACCCAUCUUGUGAGCUCUAGCAUUUAGAGGCUACCAUCAUGGUAAAGGAACGUUAGGAUUGAGCGUGAAUAUGCACAUCUUUUGCAUCAAAUGGUCCUGACCCCACUAGUCGAGAGUGGGUGAUUCAUUCAUCAUGUUUUGUUCAUUUCUCAUACCCCGGUGAGGACCUAGGUUGCUCGAUCGUUCGUUCCUAUGAUGUGAUCUUCAUGCUUGAGUAAUUGUGAUUGGUGAGUCGUCGAAGAAGGUUAUGUGUUGGUUGAUAAAUAAUUUGAGAACUCUUCUUUUGAACAAUCUUAAUACAGUCGAAUGUCGUUUUUGGUGGUUGCCAAGAUUAAUUUGUUUUUGUCCAUAGAUCGAUGUCAAAUAACCAUUGUGAUUCAUUUGUUUUGUGCCCAAUUACAUGCCUAAAAAAUUUUGUUGAGAAAGAGAAGUUGCAAGCUUACCUUGUUUUAUACUUGGUUUGCUUUGGGACAAGCAAACGUUCAAGUGUAGGUGAGUGAUUCGGGUCCAAUUGUACACAUUUGCCCCUCAUUUCUUGAUAGUUUUACUUUGCUUCUCAUCGUUCCUCGACAUAUUUCAUGCUAGGUUGUGCUUGUUUUGAUACAUUUCAAGUCCUACCACGUGUGGAAGGGUCGAGGAUGAAUUUUGGGAAGAUUGGAGGUCAAAAAUCACAAAAAACCGAAGAAAAGUCCAAAGUCACUAUUUGGACGCAAUUGUCAAGGUCGUCAGGAACUAGAGCCAGAACUCCUGAAACAAGAAGUGACCAGAGAGGGUUUUCAGAGUACUGAUGGCCAGGUUGUUCACGGUGGCUAAGAUUUUGAACAUAGGCCACAUACAGUGAACCCGAGCCAUCGAAGCGGUGCAUUUUGGUCCAGACUAUGCGUUCACGAACGCUUUUUGAUGUUCACGGUCGUGAACUAAUCAACGCGGCCGUGAAUUGAGGUCUAAGACCUUGACCUGAUCAACGCAUCCUUGAACAGAGCCUAAUCUGGGGAUAAAAGGAGAAGGGAGCUGAAGGAGAAAGGGGUUCCAUUUUUAGGUUAGGUUUUCAUUUUCAGAAUAAAGAGGAUUCUAGUGA